CCCGCCGGCAGGUCGGGUGCGGCGGGGAGCGGCGCGGAGCGGGGCCCGCCCGUGUCGCUUGGGGGUCGCGCUAUGGCCUCCCGCGGGGGUCCCCGCGCCGCCGGCACCGAUGGCAGCGACUUCCAGCACCGGGAGCGCGUGGCCUCACACUACCAGAUGAGCGUGGCCCUCAAGUCGGAGAUCAAGAAGCUGAUCUACACGCACGUGGGCAUCUGGCUGCUGCUGCUGGCUCAGAUGUGUGUGGGGCACCUCAAGCUGCUGCCUCACGACCAGGUCGCCAUGCCCUACCAGUGGGAGUACCCCUACCUGCUCAGCAUCCUGCCGUCGCUUCUCGGCCUCCUCUCCUUCCCCCGCAACAACAUCAGCUACCUGGUGCUUUCCAUGAUCAGCACCGGCCUCUUCUCGGUGGCUCCUCUCAUCUACGGGGCCAUGGAGAUGUUCCCUAUGGCGCAGCAGCUCUACCGGCACGGCAAAGCUUACCGCUUCAUCUUCGGCUUCUCUGCCGUCUCUGUUAUGUACCUGGUGGUGGUCGUGGCCGCCCAGGUGCACGGCUGGCAGCUCUACUACAGCAAGAAGCUGCUGGACUCCUGGUUCACUAGCACGCAGGAGAAGAAGAAGAAAUGAGGGAGAAUGCGGCUCUGUCAGGGCUGGAGCUCCGCAGCCGGCCCCGUGGGGCGGUGCUGGCACGGUUCCGGUUAGGGCGGGAGGGGAGCUCCACGGGGGACCAACGUCUGUGUCUGAGCCACGCCACGGCUCCGGGAUCGCAUGGGGCGAGGGGGGAACGGGGAGGCUCCCGGGGCAUGGAGGGUCUUCGCUGCCCCCCUCUUGCCUUCUCCUGUGUGUUGCUGUAUGGAAAUAAAGCAGCCUGUGUGCUCCCA
Molecule: messenger RNA, 878 nt
Organism: Colius striatus (speckled mousebird)
Lineage: Eukaryota; Metazoa; Chordata; Aves; Coliiformes; Coliidae
Gene: JAGN1
Product: jagunal homolog 1
Exons: 3
Coding region: 73-624 (183 amino acids)
Biological process (GO): granulocyte colony-stimulating factor signaling pathway; vesicle-mediated transport; endoplasmic reticulum organization
Cellular component (GO): endoplasmic reticulum membrane
Source: RefSeq, a predicted model, not a curated record